This is a messenger RNA of Rotaria sp. Silwood2, 2556 nucleotides long. Lineage: Eukaryota; Metazoa; Rotifera; Eurotatoria; Philodinida; Philodinidae. The record is from the annotation of a GenBank genome assembly.
AUGCCAAUUCUUACACUUUAUGAAAUAUGUCUUAGAGAUUUAUUAAAAAAUUCUUCUUUAAAUCCAACUAGUUUAAAUCAAUUACCUAUUUCAUGUUUACGUGACAUACUUCCAUAUUUAUCUCCAUAUGAACUUGAACGCCUAGAGUUUAUUUAUCAUAAACGACAUAUUCGAACAAAUGAUGUUUGGCGGCGUCACUUUGAAUUAAUCUGGUCAUUAUCACGCGAUGAUAAAGAUUCUUAUGAAUCACUAUUAGAUAUUCCAUAUAAACGUCUCUAUUUUGAAUAUCUUUUUCAUGAUACACAAAUUUUACAAUUAGGCAUAUAUACACAUAUAUCACAGAUAAAUAUAUCAAAAUCAAUUAUUAAUCUAUCAUUUAUUGAACAAAUAAAAUAUAAUCUAACAAGAGAUUCAAUUAUUUAUUGUUCAAAAAGAAGAUUAUUGGAUGAUAAUCAAAAUCUUAUUAUAAUAUGGAAUCAUCAAUGGAAUAAAUAUAUCAAACGUUUUAUUCUUGUACCAAAUGUAUGGAAUUUAACAAAAAUUGAUCCAUUAUUAAUUGAAUGUUUCACAGAGAGUGUUACAGAUAUUGUCUUAAGUGGUUAUCCAACAGAGAGUGAUUAUCAUGGAAUGAAAUUUAUUUUAGAUAUACUAACACGAGGUCAUAUUACAAAUAUAGUCUUAAAAUUUCCAUCCUAUUGUUUAAUGAAUAUUCUUUCACCAUUAUUAAUCUAUCCACGUUCAUAUUCUUUAUCAUAUUUAUCAACAAUUAAUGAAAGUGAUUUUAAACAAUCAAAUGUAUUUACACAACAUUUUAUUUUACCAUAUCGUCAAAGACAAUUAUGUUUACAAGUAGAAAUACAUUCAAAUGAAAAAAAUAAUACUAAUCUACAUCAAAUUUUAUCAAAUAAUCAUCAUAUUAUCGAACAAGAUGAUAAUAAUUCAACAGAUACAACACAUGCUGUUAUAUCAGAAUCUAUUAAUAGUUCACAUGAUUCAUUAGAUAUUCUUUCAACAUCACCAAAUACAACUAUUCAUAUACAUUCAUCAACAUUAAGGCUAAGAAAUGAUUUUUCGCAAUCAGUUGUUCAGCAAUAUCAAUCACCUAAUAAUCAAAUUCAAACAGAUAUACCAAUUAUUGAAUCAAGUCAUCUUGUUUCAUUAUCUGAUCACAAUAGACCAACUAUCGAACCACAUGAGCGUCUUCUUCCUUAUUUAAAUCGAUCUCGAAACUUUCAACAAAAUUCAAUACGUCAAUCAAUCGUUACACCUAUUCGAUAUCUCUCAACAUCUGAACAAUCUGUUCCAACAAUAGAACCAUUAACAAAUCUUAUGACUGAACCUGUUUCUUCUAGUGAUAGUAAUUUAUUUCGACAACGUACAACUACCAUUGUUCAUCCACCUUCUAAUUUUACAAUGAAGAGAAAAGAAAAUGAAAUAAAUCAGGAAAAAUUCUUAUUACUUCAUUUAACUCCACAAUAUCAAACAAAUUCAUUAACAAAUCUUUCUAUUUAUUACGUUUCAUCUUUUGAAACAAUUGAAAUGACUGCUAUUGCUUUAUUAGGCAUGAAUCAAAUUCAUCAUUUAACUUUAGUUAAUUUUGCUAUUUAUUCAUCUCAACUUGAAACAAGUUUAAUUACUUUAUGUACUCGAUCACAACUUCAAUCCCUUCAUUUAACAAGUAUUUCAUUAGCACAUGGUGCUAUUGGUUUUCUUCUUCAUUUAUUUCAAAAUAAAAUUAAUCAUAAAAAUAUAAAUAUCAAUCUUAAACGUUUACGAUUAGAUACAAUUAAAAUAUUUUCAUUAUUAAUUGAUGGUAUUCAUUUAUCUGAUGUUGAACAAGCAGAAUUUAUUCAAAACUCUUCGUUAGAACAAUUUAUUUGGCGCGAACGUCAUAUGCAAUAUAUUCAUAUGCGUUUACUAUAUAAAUUAUCAUUUAAUAUUAUGUCAAAACUUCAUCGUCUUGAACUUUCUUCUAUUCUUGAAUGUUCUAUAUUUGAUCAAUAUAUAUGGUGUCAAACAUUUUUACAUCAUAUAUCUGAUGUACGUCUUCGAAAUUUUCGUAUUCGUCCAAUUAAUUUAACACGAUUUUUUCUUUCGAUGAAUAUUCAAUAUACUUUAACUGUAUUUCAUUUUGAACGUGUUGGUCUUACUUGGAAUAAUGAUCAACAAUCAAUAAUUAUUCACGAUGCAUUUACUUCUUUGAUAUUACAUGCUAAGCAUUUAAUUGAAUUUAGUUUAGCUUAUAAUAAUCUUAAUAAUAAUUUUAUUCAUUGGCUUUGUCAAAUGUUAUUAUGGUAUGAUAAAAAUAUUGAAAUAAAUAAUACAUCAUGGUGGUCAAUAGGAAUACUUAAUUUGACUUUUAAUUUAAUAACAAGUGAAUCAAUACGAACACUUAUUGAUGCAUUGAAAGAAUAUAAAAAUCGAUGGAGAAUAGGAUAUUCACCAAUUCGACGAAUAGAUAUUUUGGGCAACGCUUUAGAAAUGAGAGAAAUUCCGAAUUUAAAAAGACAAUUUAACGCACUUGGUUGCGAUCUUAUCUCUUAUAUCUUCUCUUGA